UUUCUGCAAAUCCUACCCAGAUAAAGCAGCUGUUUGCCACGUCCCGGCGAAGCAGCACUCAUACCAUUCAUGUUCUUUAUCAUCACUUGAACUUAUGAGUAUCUAAAGGACUUAAAGCUGAAAAUGUGACGUCACUUCUGCUUUCAGCCUCUGACAGACCGUGUGGUUAAGUCAGACUGUGAGCGGAUGCAGACGUUUGGGAGCUGAUUGUUGGGAUUUCUAUGCGGCUGCUUUUCUUAUUGGACCCACAAACUCGACUUUUCUUGGGGUCAUAUGGAUCCAUCACCGUGUUACCUGGAAUCUCAUUGUUUUAAUUAUCUGGACGACUAACUGGAGCCACAUGAAGAAUAAAGGGAAUAAGCUCAAGUCCAAAAAGAAAGGAAGUGAAAAUGCGUUCGGCUGUGACCUAAUAGAACAUCUCCAGAACUCAGGACAAGAUGGUAAACUUUUUAUUUGUCUUUCUUUGAAAUCUAAUCAAUCUCUCAUAUCAAAGACACAUGAUUUCUUUGAGCACGCAUUCCACUCUGACACAUAGAUCACCAUUUCUUAAAAAAAUAAAGCUUAAUUAGUUAUUCCCUGGAUGGUCAUGGCUAUAAUCACAGUGACGAUCAAAUUAGGUGAUGGAAUUAAGACCGAAAAAACAAGAGUUUCAUUAUGUAACACACACACACACACACAGGCUCUGAAGUUUAAGACAGCCGCACGUGUUCAAUGUUUAGUAGGAAAAUUUGUUCAACAAUUGGCCGUAUUAAAGGGUCAUUUGUGACUUUGGGUGUGGCUCUUAAGUUUUUUGAGUCAAUUUCCUAUUCCGACUUUAUUUCCUACAAACAGAAAGUCCAGAUGGCGUUCUCGCCCACUGAUGUUUGAAUAUAAUGAUCUACGACAAAGAGGAAUAGAAGCAAAAUGUGUCUGUGAAUAUUCAAAUGUGUACUCAUGUGAGUGUGAAAGGAUCUUAUUCUUCUGUCUCUGCAGCCUGAUUUCUUUCCUCCUUGUUGCACAUCUUGUUCUUGUUCUUUUUUUCACAACUGUUAUCAGUCAUUUUGAGGAGCGCAUCCUGAUAUGUCAAAAAAAAAAGAAGACUGGACAGAAAUCAACCACGUGCUGAGACAUAUGAAUCCUUGAGUUGAGGAUAACUUUAAGGAAGACCUGUUUCAGUGGCCGCUCUAUGAGGCGGAGCUUUGGGUGCAGGAAGUGUGGGGGGGAGGUUUGGGGUGUACCCUUCCAUCAUGGAUGUCCAGGAGACCUAUACUGUGUUUUUUAAUCGUUGGUCUGUUUAGUUUUUACGGUUCAACAACAGAAACAACUAAACACCACUGGAAGCUGCUUAGACACACAGUAGACAUAAAGUGUGAUAAUUCUUAAAUCAAACUGAGAAUGUGUCCCAGAUGGCCACAACGUACAGGCUUUCGAACAUACAGAUCUACUUUGUGGAGUUAGUUGUAGUUGAUCCCAUUUUAGCGUUGUAGUUAAACAGAACAUAUCCCAGAAUGAUUUUGUUUUUGUUUGCUUUUGCUUUUCUUUGGCGAUAAGCUAGCUCUGCAUUCAUGAAAAAACUCUUGAAAAAGAGAAACUUUAACUCCUGAUACUUACCAAUAGUGAGAAAAUGAGGCAUUGGAAAUAGUAAGUGAGGCUGAACAAUAGAAAGUAGAAACUAGCACCUCCUGCCUCGCAGAGACAAAGAGUCGUGAAAAUGAUGUUGUGUAAGAUGUUUAUGACAACUCCACAAAUCAGCAGACCCACAAACAUGUGUCCUCUGAGGAAGAGAAGUGUUACAAACACAUUCACUUUAUCACAACAUCUUGUUCAUGUGCCUCUGAAGUUUUAAAGUCCACAUACAGCUGUUUCACCAUAAAAGAGGUUUCUAAACGCAACAAAAGACAGACUGAAGGCCCAUAAGGGAAUUUUAGCAGCAACUGCAAUUUCAGCAUUUAAAGGAGCACUUAACGUUAUUGCUGCUGACACAAAUAACUUGCAUCUGUUGACUUAAUCAUCCACUGAUUUCAUUUCAAGUGUUAUCAUGAAAUUUCUUCUCAGGCGUGAGUGUUUCCCCUUCUGUGCUGAGACUGCAGGCACUGAUUGAAGGCUCCACAGUGUUAUUUUUUCAUCCAGCAUCUGACCACAGGCACGCCACUUAAAAACCAAUUAAAUCAAAUAGACAACAAUGUAAACAGCAGAUUCCUGCUGUCUGCAGUGGUUAUGAAGAAAUUAAUUACCGCUGAAAUUACUGUUUGACUUUGUGGAAGAUUGAUUUUGUUUGCAAGAUGGUGAGUUUUUAAACUUUGUACAAAGAGACUAAAAAAUUAGGCUUUAAAUGAAACCGCUGCAUGAUUAGCUAGAAUGAAAUCUGAUAAUCAAUUGUUGAAUACACUCCAAAUUUAUCAGUGUUUUGGAUGCAGGCAUCCCACUGAACAUUUUUGGUAAUAGACGUCUAAAUGUAGCUUAGACGACUGGUCUAAAAUCAGGCUACCACAGGUCUAAAAAUGAACGUUUUUUAAGACAUCUAAAUUUAGACCAAAUUUAGACUAAAUCUAAAACUGGGCUUUAUCUAUACUAUACUGUAUGUUGCUCAAUGGCUUUCAUAAUUCUUUUGGUUAAGUAUUUGGAGAUCAGUUAUACAACGCACAGUUGCUUUUUGAAAUAAAUAGUUAUUGAAUAAUGGUUUAAAGUGCAAUGCCUAAAAAUAUACAGAAUCUAGACAGUUAAAAUUAGGUCCAAAAAAAAAAACUAGAUGUCUAAUAGCGGUCUAUUGCUGAGUGGGAUAUCUAUGGGGUAUAGAGUAUCAAACACAUUUACUUAAACAGGUGAUCCCCAAAGCCAAAGAUGACAUUCUUCAAGAUUUGUUCACAAAAUCGAAACCCAGUUAACUGCCACAAAGAAGUAAAAAACUCAGACCCAUUUCAUGAUUAUAAAGCCUGAUCUGAUCAUCUUAAAAAUCAAUAUUUUGCAGUAGAUUAUUAAUCAAUCAUUGUUAAAAGCAACCUUAUAUAUCACGACUAAAGGAUUUAGAAAUGUAGGAAAUCAUCAGGAAUUAAAAAUCCUUUUUUAUUAUACAAAACAUAGCUUUUAUUCUGGGGUGCGCUGUAUUGUUCAAACUCACAUCAACACAUACUCAGACACUUUUUCCUACUUUGUAUUAUGCGCAGCUUAAAGGUUAACAAUCUAUUUUUUUGUCUAUGAAAGAACCUGAAUGUGUCAGAGGCUAUGAAUAGCUUUAUUUUUUAUGUUUUAGACGAUACAAGCAGCUGUUUGGCUGUAGGCCUUUACAAAAAAAGACUCUGAUGCAGUCAAAAAAACAACAUUCAGAUUGAGAAUCAGCUUAUUUUCCAUAUACGCUUGGUUGCAAUCAAUAGUUAGUAAAUGGUUAUGUUUAGACAGAAGCAGAGCAUGUGAUUUAGCUCUAAAGCCUCAGUUGGAUCUUUUCAGAUUUCAAAAGUGCAGACAAACACUGUUGUGUACAGAAGGUGAUGAACUGUGGUACAGAAAGCUGUGUACAGUCGGUGAGUGGUAACAUUUCAAAAGCAGUUUUCUAUUAGAGGAAAUGUCGUAAGUUAUACCAGCUACAAGGACUGGGUGUGUCAACCUUCCUCUGAAACAAACAAACCAUUUUUAACUUCCUGUCAAAGUCCACCUACAAUCAGCGGCCCUGAGGAAUACAAAACAGACAUGGUAGAACAAACCCCAUACCAUGAAGCCCGUCUUACAGCAAGUGCAUUGUUACUGCUGAAACACUGCUUUUACUGUAGCUUCCUUCCCCCUCUGUUAGGGUCUAAAUGUGCUCAUCAAGUCCAGAGAUCUCACAUGUAAUGGAAAAGAGCUGAAACAGUAGGAGUUAAAUGUUCGUAUCUUGUUCUGUAUGACUAAUAGGAUUUCCUAACUUCAGUUCCUCAGGUUCUGAUUAAAUGUGCAGAGUUUAUCGAGGAGCAUGGGAUUGUGGACGGGAUCUACAGACUGUCAGGGGUCACCUCAAAUAUCCAGCGUCUCAGGUACUUGUGCAACAAGAAAAAACCUCAAGUCUCAGAAAAUAUCAAACAUUGUGGGCUACAGCACAUGAGCAUAAAGAUGUUAUCAUUUUUAAGAAUUCCUGGAGAAGUUAUGUCACUUCCUUUCAAUGUUAGAGGGCUAAGCUCUGGUUGUACUUCUUCAAGGAAAUCCAUUCCGUAUUACGUUUAGGCCCAAGUAAACCUAGACUUACUUUUAGCCCUUGUGAACUGAUUUCUAACUUUGUGAUACCACUCUGGGUCAACAUACUGAGGCUGGUAUAAGCCCAACUAAGUUUUUAUCUAUAAGCAACAAAGAGAGAGCCAGAGAUUUUUUAGCAUCUUUGUUCAUGUCUGUAUUUUGCUGGGAAAACUUCAGAGUGAUCUUAAAAAUUACCACAAAAUGCAAAUGUGUGUUAAAUAAAGUAUUCAGCUAACUUUGUGUAUAUAUGUGUGUGUCUGUGCUUGGUGUGUGCAGGCAGGAAUUCUGCUCAGAGGCGUGCCCUGACCUUACAAAGGAAGUGUACCUCCAGGACAUCCACUGUGUGGGUUCCUUAUGUAAGCUGUACUUCAGGGAGCUUCCUAAUCCUCUGCUUACAUUUGAGCUAUACAGCAAGUUUACCGUGAGUACAUUCAAGUCAUAUUUGUAAAAACAGAAAAAAUAGAGGGAUAGCGCUGACGGCAUUGCAGAUUUACUCAAAUGUUUCUAAAUAGUGAAUUAUAACAGUCAAAAGGGCAUCUAAAACCACAGACGUCAAUAAGAAGUAUUGAUUCCACAUGGCCCUUAGUACUCAGUGUUUUUGGGCGAGCACUCUGUAAACCAUAUUAAAAUCAUUUCACAACUGUGACCUCAUGCUCAGAUCAUGGCUGAACAUUACUAUUAGCAGAUGUUAGCUGAACUUAAAGUAUUGAAUACACUGUGUGAUAUUAUAAUACAAAAACGUUAAUUAUAAAGAUAGUAGUUGUUUCUAAAAGUUUUAAAACUGCAUCCUGAAAAUCAGAAAAAGAUGUUCCUGCAUAUACUGUGUAACAGAACUGACUGAUCUGUUUUAACAUUUAUGCUUCUGUUCUUGUGAGCUUCCUCAUUGCCACGCCGGUCUUAUAAAGAAUACGUCCUCAAGCGCAGAAGAGUUUGGCUUAGAGUUGAAAGGAAGUCCGAGAAGAAACGUUAAAUUUAUUGUUAUAAACUUAGGAUGACAGUCUCUACGGCAAGUCCUGGAGAGAAGCUGUGAAGCUGCAUUUUCUAGGACGAACUUUGUAUUUGAAAGAUACUUAAGAGAAGUGCAGGGGAGGAGGAGGAAACUGAAAUACCAAACUUUUGAGAGCUGCUUUCAUUCAUGCUUUCUGUGGAGCUCUCUGUGUACAUUGCGCAGCCAUUUGCAUACCUUGGCAGUCAUACAUCUCGUGCUGCUCGGGACUGAAAACUCCAACGCUCCAGUGUUUUAGGAACAAUCAGUUCCUCAUAUGGCCCAGUGUUUCAAAAACAUCGCUUUGGUUAUGAAUGUUUCUGAUUAGAGGGAAGAAGUUAACUCUCCAUGUGCAUUUUUAGCCAGUGAUUGGUGUUGUGUAUAACUGAUUAAAACUCUUCUCACCUCUCUAUUGAUUUUAAACUGAAAUGGGAUUUAUGGUGUGGUUUUCUAUUAAAUCUUUGUGCUUUGAAAAUAAGACAAAAAGCAAAAGCAUGUUUUUAAACCACCUAUUGAUGCUGACACCCUCACAUGUGAUCAGUAAACAGAGCUAACAGGCUCUGCUCUUUGGGCCUCAGUCACAUGAGUUUGUUUGUGCGCACGCCAGUGUGUCUGUUUAAAUUUGUCCAGCAGGGAUAACUGGGUUAGGACACUAUAGCUGUAAAUACAGUAACUUUACCCUAAUCAUGUUUUACCAGCAACUUGGGAAAAUUGAUAUGUUUACCUGAGGGUGUGUGCGGGUUUAGAAAACAAAUUUGGUAUCAUUAUCAGACAGUAUUUUAGCACAAGCAGAAGGACUCGAUGUGUAUUUGCUUUUGGAUAACUAAUACAAAUAAUUUAGGAUCAAACCUUUUUUCUAAUUAUAAUCAUGAUCAGACAUCAACAAGAACAUUUGUGGCCAUGCAAAGUGAUCAUUCAUGACUGCCUGAAUAUAAUUUUUAAUAUGAACAACAUUUCGAUGUGUAGGAGGCAGCCUCAGUCCAAGGGGAUCAUGAGAGACUUUUGUACAUUCAGCGGAUCGUCAAAGAGCUGCCAACUCCUCACUUCAGGUGAGUUAAAGCCAAUGGCAGUUAAGGUACAGUUUACAACCUAUAACCAAAACUGUUGUGAUGGAUCUGACAUGAAGUAUUUGUAAACUGUCUUCAGGACCCUGGAGUACCUCACUAAGCACUUGACCCACCUGGCCACAUUGAGCAACCAGACCAACAUGCAUACACGGAAUCUGGCUCUGGUCUGGGCUCCAAAUCUUCUAAGGUAAAUAAUAAUGAUGUAUCAUUUUGGGACUAAAAUGUAUUUGAAUUUUUUUUAACACUUAAUUGGUUUCUUAUUUUCAUUUUUAACCAUUUCAGAUCUAAAGACAUCGAGGCAUCAUCUACGAAUGGAGACAUGGCUUUCCAGGAGGUGCGGAUACAACAGUCAGUGGUUGAGUUUAUUCUCAACCAUACACAGCAGAUCUUCAGCGGCAACACUGCUCAAAUCAAACCCAAAGACGGUAUGACAUUCACAUGCUGAUUGUUUAAAACAGAUUCAAUUUUCUCAUAUUUGUCAACUUCCUAUUGAAAUAACUGACUAUAUUAUGUACCCCAUCAGGACCGAGUCUGAUGUGUGGAGAGAAGUAUGCCACACUCCCAAUCAGCACUCAGGGUGGACCGAUGAAGCUGAUGAGUCUGGAGGAAGCCCAGGCCCGCUCCUUAAGUCCGAACCAUCCAGUGCACAGAGAACGCCAGCGAGAGAACAGCCUGCCUGAUACCAGCACUGCAACACUCUACCACACCGUCAUAGACAUAUCGGACAGCAAGUAUGACGGAUCAGAGUUCAGUCUUUUCAUCCAUUAUCAGUGAAACUUAAUAACAGAAUAUAGAGCGCUUGGUGCUUAUCAGUUCAUUGCUGUCAGGAGAGCCCUUGAUUUAGUUAUCUCUUUUUUUGUUUGUCAGGAGAAAGUUCUCUGGGAAAUCAAAGAAAUGGAAGUCCAUCUUUAACCUGGGACGCUCCGUGGACUCAAAGGGGAAACUCAGCCGCAAUGGCAGUGUGUUCAUAAGAGCACAGGGAAUAAAAGGUAACUGUGAACAAACAUGCACAUUCAAUUGGGAGUUACUAUUUAUACAUGUUGUUCCCUCAGGCUUAGAUAUGAAGUUCAAUUUCAGGAUAGCUAACAAUAGUGAGGAGCAGAUAUGACGUUGACAAUCUCAGUGGCGAUAAGAAAAAUCCUGAAAAAAAAGCCUCACAGAAAUAUUCUCUUUUGGCUUCUGCACUUUCUUUUGUCCGAGCAACAACCAGAGGUGUUGAAACAAAUCCAACAAGACAGUGCAAAAUAAAACUAUGUUUCCUUUAGUGUCUUUUUACGGCUGGCUUCAAAAGCCAUGGAGACUCCACUAACAGUCAUUUUAAAAUGCCCAUUUUUUAAUGCCUAAACUAAACAUGUCUAAUGCCUGGUACAAAAAAAAAAACUGUUUCGGUUUUAAUUGCAAUGCUACGCAAGGGGUCAUUUUUUUUUAGAGACUCAUCAGUUAUUAGGGUUUGGAGUUUGGGUUAAUUAGGCAUAACAAGGGAUGUGACUGACUUGACUGACAGGCUGACCUCAACUCCACCUCUGCAGUUUCCAGAUUGAUCAAAAUUUGGGUUUAGUCAACUUUUCCAAUAUGGCUACCAUCAUGGGUGGGCAUAAAGCCUACCCAGAAAUCAAUCAGAGGUUUCACUGAGACUAUUUUAUACAGUCUAUGGUUUUGUCAGAGUAAUAACACUGUUUUUUGUUGUUUUGUUUUCAUUAGAAAAGGCAGCUCUCCGCCCAUCCAGGAGCAUGGAGUCCCUAUGCUCUUUACCAACAGGUGAGAAUCAAUUCUAGAUGUAUUCAUUCUUCUUACUCCUCACACUAUUUGAGUAAAUUGCCAGUGUUUUUUGAUAUUUGUUAUUUAUGCUGCUCAGAUGAUGACAGAACAGGAACCAACAGCUCAUCUGGUGGAGCCAGCAGUAUUUUGGCUUCAGAUGUCAAAUCCAGAACUCUGGGCUCUGACUCGCUCUUCGAUCUGGGUGAACACGAGCAAACCUGGGAGUUUAAAGGGAACAAAACAGGUGGGACUAUAGGGGACUGGACCUCAAGCAUGAACCAAAGGGGCUCACCGGGUGCCUCUACAGCCCCUCAGAAAACACUGCCAGAGCAACUGAAGGUGUUUAAAGGUGAUGACCUCAGCGGCUACCGGCCCACCUCUCCCAAAAAUAGAAGGAUGUUAUACUCAGGAUCCUCCCAUAACAGCUCCUCUCGACCCUCCUUUCCGGGAAGCUUCUUCCCGCUGGAGUCUUCGCCGAGGCAUCAGCGUAGAGCUGUCAACAUAUCUGAGCCUUUUGCAGUGUCUGUACCCCUGCGCGUAUCAGCGGUUAUCAGCUCCAACAGCACGCCAUGCAGGGGACCUGCCAAGGACAAAGCAGCGACUCUGAAACCCAAAGAGAGCUCUGAGCAGAGCAGCAGCAGUGGAAAGAGCAACACCUUCCCCCUAAUGGAAACCAAGCGGCAGGAAGGAACAGAGAAGAAAAACACUGAGGAGCUGGUCUGCACAGUCCCGUUGGAGGGUGAGGACAUCUAGAUCUGGUUUCAUAAUGACUGGUGACAUUACAUUAGUGAAUCAGAAUUGUUUGAUUAUAUUUCAUAAAAAUCUUAAUUCUGAAUUCAGGGACAAGCAAAGGAGUGGAGCAAGAAGGCCAAGGAGGGAAGAACAUUUCUGAACUGGGACCAGAGUCACUUGGAGAUGCAACACAAAGAAAAGCUGCAGCGCCCUCUCCUGGACAAGAUCUUCAAAACCAGCCUGCAGCUGUGCAACUGGUAACUCAUGCAGCUUGUUGUGUUCCACUGGAGCAGAGAUACAGUUUUAUCUUUUCGAUUCAAAAACAGCAUUACGUACAUAUAUGCAUUCAUUUAGUUCUAAAGUGUAAAGAGAAAGAAGACAAAGAUAAUAAAAUUACAAUAAAAUAGGUUAAAAGAAAUACAAAUUUAUGUAAGAAAUGGAUUAUCAACUCUACUACUUUUAUCAAAACAAAUCACUGAAAGCUGCAAUCCCACUCAGUUCAAUUGUUUCUCUUUCUGUAUCAUCUCUUCUUUCCUAGGACAAAAAACUUUUAAAGAAAGAGCCGUGGUCUGACCUCCACCAGGAGCUGAAAAUAACUGAACCUGAAAUUGACCUGCUGGACGAGACUUUUCAACCUGUUUUUGGCUCCAAGAGCACUUCUGAGGUCACAAAGUUAACGAUGGAUGUAAAGUCAAAGCGAAGUCGCAGCUCUCCGUCUCUGUCUCUGUUAUUUAAGGAGCAGGCUUUCAACACCUCUCUGAGCGAUCACGCUAUCACUGCUAGAUCAGAUACUGCGAAGAAACUGCCCUCUGAGUCGGACAUCUCAUUUUCUAUUCAUACAAACACAGAAAAUAUCUGCGCUGCGGAUCUGUUGGAUUGCAAAGAGACACUGCAGCCAAGAUCUGUGCCCUCGAGCAAAGAUGAUGCAGCCAUCACCAAAGAGAGCCGACUUCCUCUACAGGAAACCUGUUGUUUAGAUAAAGCCAUAAAUCCUUUGACAGUGAAGGAAAACCCAACAGUUGAAGGCCCCACAGCAGCAGACGACAUCAAAAAACAAUCAAAUAAACCUGAAGUCCCUCAAAGUGACGCAAACUUCUCACAAGACGCAAAUAAGAUCGAAGUGAUUCCUGAACUGGAAGUGAUUCAGAGGCUGUCCGUGUGUUUGGAGGAGAAGCGAAACACUUUGGAGCUGCCAGUGCUCGACAAUGACGAAGGAAGUGGAGGGAACUCAGAGGAGCUAGACUUAGUGGAGCCCUGGGAGGAUCUUAGCUCCACCAAGCAGUGGGUCACCAGUCCUCUACACUCACCUGACAUCGAGGAGCUGUUUCAGAAACUGUCCCCCUUCAGCUCACAAGGGGAGUCUCCGAGUCUGAAAGGAGGAAAGACUUCAUCUACCCCAGAUGCUGAAACCCAACAAUCUCUCAUUAAGAGCACAGAGCACUUGUCAGGAAAUCUUCCUCAGAGUGCCGGCAGCAAACCGGAGAAUAAAUGGACAUAUUGGCCAUCAGUCCCUACACGGGUUCGAGCGAACAGCAGUAAUGAAACACAGCUUUAUGCAGGAAAAAGUGGCACAACAAAACAGAAGAAUACAGUGUCAUCUCAGAGGUUCUACAGGCAGAUGUCUCAUGAAGCAGUCGCCCCGGAGAAAAGGGAGGAAAGCUUCUUCUCUAAACAUCGUCCAUACUCACUAAAUUUAGAUCUAGGGCAGCGGUGCAUCAGGGACAUUUCUAAUCAGCAGAAUCGCAACUCAUCAGAGUUCUCCUCGUGUAAGAAGGGAUUACAGAUUUCUCCUGGGACUGUAAACAACGGGCUUCCCUCAGAGCUGGAGCUGUUUCUCAGUGAUCGACAAGCACCCCUACGCAGAAACUCAGCCCCGGUCAGUGUGUCGUCAGUCAGAACAGCCUUCAUGAUUAAAACAUGUCAGGCCAAAGCCGUGCCUGUCGUCCCUCCAAAGGUGCAGUACAGUCAGAUCCCUCCCUCCAGACAGGAGAGUGACUGCAAAGAAGUGAAAGAACAAGAAAAGGAGCGUCCUAAAAUGAUUGCAGAGAAAAGCAAUAGUUUGCCUCCUCCCUUAAUGUCAGAUCUAAAAGAGGAACUAGAGAAUAAAGAGCCAGUUCACAAACCCCAAAAACACACCCAUGUGGGGAAUGGUGCCGAUUCUGUGAAGACCACGUCAACUGCAGAGUUGCCGGUCAUAAUGAGGAGACACCCACCCAGCUUGGAGGUGUUUGUAGACUGUCCCAGACCCAACAGGGGAAACAUCUUACAAAGACCAUCCUUCAGGAACAGACAGAGACCACAGAGUCUCAUCUUGCUCAGCCCCCCUUUCCCUAUCAUGGACUACCCACCGUCAGGAGAUGACGGCCGGCUCCUUUCUUCCAUCAGGAGUCUGAAUGAAGCAUCAGCAGGAAACACAUUCGCUAAAGAGAUGGCUGAGAACUUCAGGACGCCGGAGGGGAUCCCUCCUCAGAAUAAAAUGACUCUUCCAAAAAGUGGACAGAGACUGGAAACAUCAACUAGCUGCUUCUAUCAGCCCCAGAGGAGGUCCAUGAUAUUUGACAGCAGGAGCCACCGACAGAAUGAGUGACUAGAACUUCAGACUCGGACACUGAGUGUAUAUACAUGGACACAGUAUGAAAGGAAACUGAAGGGAGGACAAUAUGGAGAUCUAGUUUUAAUCCCAGCAUUUGUUUGCUAUGAGUCCAGUAUUUCUGGAGAACUUUUUAACCAUUGGUUUAGAGGAGGACUUAAGGAAGUCUGGAUGUAUGUAUAAGACAUCUAAAGUUAACCUACUGCUGCCCCCACUAUUUUUCUAUUAUUCUCCAAGCAGGGCUCCAUUUUUUUAAUCAUGAGACUCACUCUUUGGUCUGUAAAAUCUGAUAGAGUAAUUUCAGUUUUCUGACACUAUUUCUUAAUGCCUUGAAAAAACAAACAAAAAAACACAACAGAGUAGUAAAUACGAUACCAAAAAAUAUGAUCCUGUUUAAUUUAUUCUGCAUUCAAUAUCACUACAUUUUCAAUUUUUCUGUAUAUUUAGUUACCAAACGACUUGCUGCAGUAAAACCAGAUGGUCAGAUUGAAAGGUUGUUGUUUAAACCUUCAGUAAUGUAGCUUUGACUGGACAAACAGAAAUGACAGAACAAGGUCCAGUUCAACUGCAUGCAGAGGCGCACACACUUCCUUAUGAUUACACAAGUAGAAACACUGCACCUUCGACUGAGAAAUCAACACAAACCCAUCAGCAACUGGGAGAUAAUUCACUAAAUUGCGUCAUUUUCUUGGAAAUAAUAUUCAUCAGUAAUUAUAAAUAAUCAUUUAAAGAAUGAAAUAUGAAACUUUACAAUGUCUGAACACUAAAAGCUAUUAUUCUAUUUAUGACAGCAUGUCUAUCUUCAAAGGAUGCCAUGCACAAAGUAUUUUUUGUGCCCAGUUCUCUCUCUUACUGACGAAAAUGUUAUACAACACUUUCAUCUUCAAAAUAAGAUGUGAGAUGUUUUUGGGUGAAAACAACAACCUCAACAUUUUUGUUAAACCUUGGUUUACCAGUUUAGAUAUUUCUCUAACGACUACUUUUGUCAUUUUAACUGAAUCAAAACAGUCACCAGCAAAUCACCAAACAUUGCUUGCAUCAUGUCAGAGAUUUGAGGGUUUUUUAUAUAUUUCUGCAAUUUUUCUGUCCUUGAGUGUAUCAGGGCGACUCCAAUCCUCGAUACACAACAACAAAAACUAACACAUUGUACCACAAAAGAUGACCCUCUUUUACCACAAACAUGUCUGGUUUAGACAUGACAACAGAAAGUUUACAGUGAAGGCAAAAUGCUAAAUAACUGACAAACUCUUAAACAAUGUCACAUGAGAUGUUUCUUCUUAUUUAUCCCUUUAUUAGCACAGUAAGAGGUAAACUUGAUACCAUUAGUUAUACUGUAUGUUGGCUCUGUGACAGACUGAUGUCAAUGUGAACUAAUAUUUAAAAGAAAACUUCUUUUUUAAUAUAUCUCAAGACUUUUCAGUAUUAUUACGCCACAGAAGGACUUAAAUUCAUGUGUAUCUGUUUUGUCUGUAAGGACUUUGUGUUUCAUGAUGAUUUUAACGUUGUGUAUUGAUUUUGAAUAUAGUAUGUAAAGUUAACUGGAGGUUGUGUGUGUGUGUGUGUGUGCACGCUGACUGUAUUUGAUGGUGCUUUGCGUCAUGGUCAGACGGUCUCUCCAGGUUUCCGUUUCUUUUCUUUACAUGUUCCAAACACGGGAUCUAAUGUGUUCACUUUUGUGCGAUUUUGUGGGUGAGCUCCCAGGAACAUGGCAGAGUUGGGAUGUCAGAGAGGUGUACUUUCCCACAGUGGGUUGUUUUGUAAACUGCUGUUUGGAUGAACUGGACGAAUUAUCAGAUACAAAAUAAAGAAGUGUUUUUUUCUAUUUGUUAUGUAACUGUUGUAUAAUACUGAAAAAAGAGAAACUGUAUUCAUAGGAGGAAUAAGUGAACUGAUAAAUCCAAGUUUUCUUUCGAUCAUCUGAUGACAGCAUCUGAGGUGAUGUACAUAAGACACAUGAUGAGUUUUGUUACAACAGAAAGUUAUGGGAAUAAAAUGCUCUGAAAAUCACA
This is a messenger RNA of Xyrichtys novacula (pearly razorfish), 13320 nucleotides long. NCBI's taxonomy places the organism in Eukaryota, Metazoa, Chordata, Actinopteri, Labriformes, Labridae. The record is from the annotation of a GenBank genome assembly.